Messenger RNA from Vanessa atalanta (red admiral), 3104 nucleotides. It is a transcript of the gene unc-45, whose product is annotated as protein unc-45 homolog B. NCBI's taxonomy places the organism in Eukaryota, Metazoa, Arthropoda, Insecta, Lepidoptera, Nymphalidae. Gene Ontology annotation, molecular function: Hsp90 protein binding. Bases 179 to 2989 code for a protein of 936 amino acids. The record is from RefSeq and is a predicted model, not a curated record. The transcript has a single exon.
AAGUAUCAAGUAGGUACAGAAAUAAAUAUUCUAUUUUAAGUUACAGUACAGUAUCAUAAAAUGUGCCAGAGUUUGCUAGAAAAUUCACUUAAAACAUAAACUCUGCUGAUGAAACGUAGUUUUAGUUUUACUAUUGAGCGAACUCGUACAUAUUAGCUGACUGCAAAAUUAAAUUAAAAUGAUAAAUCACACUGAAGCAGAGAAUUUCAAAAAUAAGGGCAACGAAGCCUUUAAAUCUGAACAAUAUGAAGAAGCAAUAUCUCUUUAUAGUAAAGCUAUUAAUUUAGCAGAAAAUGAUGCACGUGAGUUAGCUACAUAUUUAAAAAAUCGGGCAGCUGCUUAUCUUAAAAUUAAAGACUAUGAUAAAGUUAUAAGGGAUUGCGAUGAAGCUCUUAAAAUCGUCCCCGAAGAUCCAAAAGCUUUGUUUCGACGUUCCCAAGCACUCGAAAGUUUGGAGAGAUUUGAAGAGGCAUACAGAGAUGCGAAAAAUAUUUUUACAGUAGAUCCUUCUAAUAAAGCUGUUCAACCUAUGCUAGCUCGUCUACAUGCAAUUGUUCAAGAAAGAGUCAAAAAUGCAGCCCAAACCAGCAGUAAGGUUGAACAAAUGUUUAAAUUGGCUUUUGAAAUUAGUGAAGAUAAAGAUAAACGUGAAAAGGCUAUGACAAAUUUGCUUGUUUUAGCCAAAGAAACUAAUGGUGCUGACAUCAUGAUAAAGAACGGAGUUGUUCAUAAAAUACAACAGCUUGUUAAGGUUGAAAAGAACUGGGAUAUAUAUGUAAAUGCUAUUCGUGUAAUUGGUCAAUUAUGCAAAAGAAGUGUGGAUAGAACUAAGAAUAUUAUAAGUAUUGUUGGAAUACCUUGGUUUUUAGAAAUAAUUGAUAGUGAUGAUGAAGACAGAGUGAAUGCUGCUCAAUAUUGCUUGCAAGUCAUUUUAAAUACAUAUUCUGGCAUGGAUACAAAAAAAGAUACUAAACCAGACCCUGUACUAUGUGAACAGUACAAAAGUGAAAUUGAUACUUUACUUACUUGUCUGACAUAUUCUAUUACCAAUAGAGUUAUUACUGGAAAAGCUAGGGAUGCUAUAAUAGAACUUGUUAUGCGAAACUGUCACUAUAGUACUCUAAAUUGGGCUGAAAGGUUUGUAGAAAUCAGAGGUCUUCAACGUUUGCUUGAAGUAUGCAGUGAGUUAGAAGAAUAUAAAUAUGAAUCAGCAAUGAAUAUAUCAGAGUCAUCGAGAACCAUAGCUGCUGCUUGUUUAGCUAGGGUAUAUGAGAAUAUGUACUAUGAUCAAGCUAGAGAAUACUUCAAUAGUCAAAUUGAUGACUUCAUUAAGGAAAAGCUUUUGACUCCUGAUUUAGAAUCCAAAGUGAGGGUAGUAGUAGCCAUUACAUCACUCCUAAGAGGACCACUCGAUGUUGGUAACUAUGUCAUUUCGAAAGAAGGUAUCAUAGAGAUGAUUUUGGUAAUGGCUCAAACUGAAGAUCCUUUGCAACAGAAAGUUGCGUGUGAGUGUUUGAUCGCUGCUGCAUCUAAAAAAGAUAAGGCGAGAGCUAUAAUUAAUAAGGGUGUUGACAUAUUGAAAAGCUUAUAUGCAAGCAAAAACGAUGCUGUCAGGGUUAGAGCAUUAGUAGGAUUAUGUAAAAUAGGCAGCUUUGGUGGUGAUGAUGCUUCUAUUCGUCCAUUUGCAGAUGGAUCGACCAAAAAACUAGCAGAAGCUUGUAGAAAGUUUCUAGUCAAUCCUGCAAAAGACAAAGAUAUGAGAAAGUGGGCUGCUGAAGGUCUGUCCUAUCUUACUUUAGAUGCAGAUGUAAAAGAAAAAUUAGUUGACGAUAAACCAGCCCUUCAAUCUCUGAUUGAAUUAGCAAAAACUGGAGAUCAAUCAUGUUUGUAUGGUGUAGUUACAACAUUAGUCAAUUUAUGUAAUGCAUAUGACAAACAGGAACUCAUGCCAGAAAUGUUAGAAUUAGCAAAGUUUGCUAAACAUCAUAUCCCAGAACAGCAUGAAUUGGAUGAUCCUGAUUUUGUAAAUAAAAGAUUAACAAUACUCUGCAAAGCUGGAGUGACAUCUGGAUUAGUAGCUUUAUCUAAAACAGAAAGUCAUAAUUCAAGAGAAUUGAUUGCUAGGGUACUUAAUGCCAUUUGUGGUUUGCAAGAAUUGAGGGGUAUGGUAGUACAACAAGGAGGUGCUAAAAUUCUAAUUCCAAUGGCUCUAGAAGGUACUAACAUUGGAAAAAAACAAGCUGCGCAAGCUUUAGCUAGAAUAGGCAUAACAAUUAAUCCAGAAGUGGCUUUUCCUGGUCAAAGAAACUUGGAAGUUGUAAGACCUCUAGUAUCUUUAUUACAUCCUGACUGUACUGCAUUGGAAAAUUUUGAAGCUCUAAUGGCCCUUUGUAAUUUGGCUGGAAUGAAUGAAACAACAAGAAACAGAAUAUUAAAAGAGGGUGGCUUGUCCAAAAUAGAACUUUAUUUAUAUGAAGACCAUAUGAUGUUACAAAGAGCUGCGGCGCAAUGUAUUUGCAACUUGGUCCAAUCAGAAGAAGUUGUAAAAACCUAUGAAGGUAAUAAUGAUAAAACUAAAUACCUAUAUUUGCUUUGUCAGGAAGAAGAUACUGAUACAGUAUUGGCUGCAGCAGGUGCGUUAUGUAUGCUAACAUCUAUUAGUAAAACAUGCUGCAGAAAAUUACUUGAUCUACAGUCAUGGGUAGAGUCCUUGAGAUGUCUAUUGGCAAAUCCUAACAAUGAAGUUCAAUACAGAGGUGUCUACAUGCUUUAUAAUAUUAUAAGAGAUGAUAAAGAUAUUGCCGCAAAAGUAUUUGAAACUGAUGUAAUGGAGAUAUUGAUGGCACUUACCAAGCUAACUGAUGCUGAACAAAAAAGAAGUAAAGAAUAUGCUGAGAGGUGCUUAGCAACUGCAGAAGAAUUAGGAGUUAUAAGAAAACCAGAAGGAGAGUUGGCAAUUGAUCCUCUUCAAGAAGAUGAAGAAGAUUAAGAUAAUAUUAAUGUUAAUAUAUUUUUUAAUUAGAGUAAGAAAAAUUAAGGCGUAUUUUAAUAUUAGUGAGUGAUUUUAUUGUCUAUUUAUUGUUUUUAAUAAAGGUUUGAUCAGU